CUGUGUGUCUUUCUCUAUUGCUCUCUCUCCCUCCCUCUCGUUUGACCUGACAUCAUUUCUCUUCAUCUAAAGGUUUUUUUUUGUCGUUUCAGAUGAAACUGAAGUUUUUUCGAUUGUCAAGAUGUGGCUUCCUCUGUGGUUGCUAUGUGUGUGUGUGUGGUUGCUAAGCAUCACAGAAGUUUGGGCAGCUACUUUCAAGCUGGCUCUGAUUGGUCCAUGGUCAUGUGACCCCAUAUUCUCCCGGGCAAUGCCAACGGCAGCAGCUAACCUGGCGCUGUCACGAUUACGGAGCGACAGUAGCGUGAGCAGAGGGUAUUGGUACGAUGUGAAACUGCUUGAUGAAGACUGCUCCACUUCCAAAGCUCUGACAGAACUUGGAGAGAUGGAGGGUUAUGGUCACGCCUACAUUGGACCAUUUAACCCCGCCCUCUGUCAUGCGGCAUCCUUAUUGGCUCAGCACUGGGAGGUGGGGCUUGCCUCUCCAGGCUGUCUAGAUACUAAUUGGCUGAACCUGCCGCCCAUCACUCCUCCCAGCAGGGUUCUGUUUACCGUGCUCAGGUUCUUCCAAUGGGCACAUGUGGGGAUUAUCUCAGCUCCAUCCAAUCUAUGGGAGAGCACUGGGCAGGAAGUGGCCUCGGCGCUCUGGGCUAUGGGCCUCCCGACUGGCCCAGUGGUUACCAUGGAAACAAGGAACAAAGUUGGCGCUCGGGAGGCACUGAAAGUGAUCAAGGAGGCCGACAAGGUCAAAGUUGUGAUCAUGUGCAUGAGCUCUGUUCUGAUUGGUGGAGAGGAUCAGAGAGAGCUCCUAUUGGCUGCUCUGGACAUGGGGAUGGUUUCUGAUGGAUAUGUGUUUAUACCAUACGACACUCUCCUGUACGCCAUGCCGUACCAGGAAACAGUGUUCCCUCAGCUGACCAACAGCACGCAGCUUCGUCACGCCUACAGCUCCGUUCUGACGGUUACUAUGGCGUCUGACCAGAGUUUCUACGAAGCUUUUCGUCAGGCUCAAAUCAGCCGAGAAAUCCGGUCAGGAGUCGCUGCAACAGAGGUAUCUCCAGUGUUUGGAACUAUCUUCAACAUGGUGUACUUCGUUGCUAAGGCGGUGGAGGAGCGUCGUCAGGCAGGAGGUGGGCACUGGGUGAUGGGUGACCACCUCUUCCAAUCAGAUGGAGGCUUUGAUUUCCAAGGCUUUAAUCAGGUCUUGUACGGCGGUAAAGAGGGGCGUGGCCUGCAGGCCAGGUACGUGGUGUUGGAUAGCGAUGGCGACCGACUUGUGCCGACACAUUCGCUCGCUUCGACACACACAGAUGGGAUGGUAGGAGGUCUGAGACCCCUGAGCCGCUCGUUCAUCUUCCCCGGAGGAAAACCCCCCAAAGCCAGUUUCUGUUGGUUCAGUCCAGAGGAGACGUGCAGCACUGGAAUCGACACAGUUACGAUGAUGUUCAUCUUCCUGUUGCUCUGUGCUCUGAUUGGAGCAUUUUUCUACUGGAUCAGGAUGUACAGGAGAUCAGCCAACGUCACCAAACUGAUCUUGACUCUAGACGACAUCGUCUUCAUUGACACUCAAGUCAGCAGGAAGAAACUGAACGACGAGUCGAUCAUGAGGAGUCUUCUGGAUAUUAAAACUCCAUUCCACUCGAUCGCUCGAAGUUACCUUCUGACGUCACCUGAGUGUUCCAACAUCGGAAUACUUGAGGGCGACUGGGUUUGGAUUAAGAAGAUUCCUGCUGGAAAGACGAUGACAGCUGUCAAUCAAAACACCCAGAGUCUGUUUAACCAUUUACGGGAGAUGAGACAUGAGAACCUGAACUUGUACCUUGGACUCUUUCUGGACUCUGGGAUCUUCGCUCUCAUUGUCGAACAUUGUCCUCGAGGAAGUUUGGCCGAUCUGCUCGCAGACGCCACCAUGAGGCUGGACUGGAUGUUCAAGUCCUCGCUGCUUAUGGACCUCAUCAAGGGUAUGAAGUUUCUUCAUCUUCGAGGUUUGAGUCACGGUCGACUGAAAUCGACAAACUGUUUAGUUGAUGGACGUUUUGUUCUGAAAAUCACUGAUUACGGACUUCCCAUGAUACUUCACUCUCAGAGCCUCAGUCUCUCUGAGGAUCAACAAGAGCUGCUGUGGUCUGCUCCGGAGCUUCUGAGGAAUCCGGUCCGUGGAGGUUCGUUUGCCGGAGAUGUUUUCAGUUUCUCCAUCAUCAUACAGGAAGUGAUCUCACGCACUCUGCCGUACGCCAUGAUGGACAUGCCUGCCCACGAGAUCGUGGAGCGUCUAAAGAUGCCCCCUCCACUCUUCAGACCGAUGGUUUCGGUGGACGAAGCUCCGAGCGAAUGUCUGAGUCUGAUGAACGAAUGUUGGAAUGAAGAUGCGAGUAAGAGACCAAGCUUCGACGACAUUUUCAAACAGUUUCGGGGCAUAAAUCGCGGGAAGCGUGCGAACAUCAUCGACUCCAUGUUGCGGAUGUUGGAGCAGUACAGUUCAAACCUGGAGGAUUUGAUCAGAGAACGAACGGACGAACUGGAAGUCGAGAGGAACAAAACAGAGAAACUGAUCGGACAACUUCUGCCAAAAUCAGUGGCUCAGGCUCUGAAAAAAGGGAAACCAGUUCGGCCUGAACAUUAUUCAGAUUCAACUCUUUACUUCAGUGACAUUGUUGGAUUUACAACCAUCUCAGCUCUCAGUGAGCCAAUUGAGGUGGUUGACCUCCUGAAUGACCUCUACACCAUGUUUGAUGCCAUUAUUGCAAGUCAUGACGUCUACAAGGUGGAAACGAUCGGAGACGCCUACAUGGUGGCGUCAGGUGUCCCAAACAGAAAUGGAAUCCGGCAUGCUGCUGAAGUGGCCAACAUGUCUCUGGACAUCCUGCACUCCAUUGGAGCUUUUAAGAUCAAACACAUGCCUGAGAUCAAAGUGAAGAUACGCAUUGGCCUGCACUCAGGUCCCGUUGUAGCUGGUGUGGUUGGACUCACGAUGCCCAGAUAUUGUCUGUUUGGUGACACAGUGACCACAGCAUCACACAUGGAAGCCACUGGGCUGCCCUACAGGAUCCACAUCAGUCUAGGCACGAUGAAGGUUCUGACCAGCCUCAAACUGGGAUAUCACUUCGACACCAGGAAAGCUAAGGUGAAGGGCUCGGAGGACACCUAUUGGCUAAUUGGUCAAGAUGGUUUCACUAAACCUCUUCCUGUUCCUCCAGACCUGACCGGAGGGGCCAGUAACCAUGGUAUCAGUCUCGAUGAGAUUCCAGUUGAGAGACGUCAAAAAUUUCUGGACCGACAGAAGAUAAAGAAAUAAUUUUCAAACACACGCACACUCUACCUCAAACUUUGUGCUUUACAGACAUUUUCUCAGCCAAUUAAACAUUUUCAGCCAAAUUCAAUAAAACUUGUGGAACCUUAAGAAUUGUAAUGGUUGUGAAAGCAGAAUUGAACAGGGAGGGAAAUAUAAAAAAUAAAAAUAACAUCUGGAAAGUCAUUGUCUUAUGUCACUUCAUUAGGUUUAUAUUGAACCACCAGUCAUUUCUGUGCCUCGUGUGGUUCUGAUACUGGUCAAUACACAAAAUUUUAGACAAGUUCAAACUGUUGCUCGUCCUCACAUCGUAGAUACUCAGUGUCACAGUCUGUGAUAUUUCUCAAACCUUCAACUUAAAUUUAAACAUUUCUCUGAGUCAGCCACAGUUUUCUUCUGAUUGUUGUCGUUCACCAGUCUACAGUUUUUUAUUCUUUGAGUCUUUCGAAAGUUAGGAUGAGUGAUGGAGGAUGCAGUCAUGAUUCAUUUGAAGAUGUGUUGUUUCUUGAUGAGCGGAGUCAAUGAGACACUUCAGUUCAUGAUCAGUUGAGUGAAUGAUACUAAAUUUUAUCACAGGAUCAGCAAACCUGUGAAUUAAUGGUUUAUUUCAUGUCAUGUGAUCACAAAUUAUUAGGAGAUAAAUCAUCAGUAUUUUACUUUUAUAACCAAAGACAAAAACAAAGUGAUAGCAUGAAAUAUAGUUCAUAUGAUGAAACAACCCAAACCCUUUGGCCAAAUGUUUUUUAAAAUUUACAUUAGAAUAAAUGAGACACAGGUUUAGUUCAACAGUCCUGACUGGUCCAAUAAAGUGUAAGUUCAAGGCAUUGCAAAAAGGUGAGA
Paralichthys olivaceus (Japanese flounder) is the source of this 4126-nucleotide messenger RNA. Its product is annotated as retinal guanylyl cyclase 2-like. Gene Ontology annotation, biological process: receptor guanylyl cyclase signaling pathway; cGMP biosynthetic process; intracellular signal transduction. NCBI's taxonomy places the organism in Eukaryota, Metazoa, Chordata, Actinopteri, Pleuronectiformes, Paralichthyidae. Gene Ontology annotation, molecular function: guanylate cyclase activity; protein kinase activity; adenylate cyclase activity. The record is from RefSeq and is a predicted model, not a curated record. Gene Ontology annotation, cellular component: plasma membrane.